This is a messenger RNA of Perognathus longimembris pacificus (Pacific pocket mouse), 436 nucleotides long. RefSeq names its product 2-Hydroxyacid oxidase 2-like. The coding region runs from base 39 to 386 and encodes 115 amino acids. Gene Ontology annotation, molecular function: oxidoreductase activity. NCBI's taxonomy places the organism in Eukaryota, Metazoa, Chordata, Mammalia, Rodentia, Heteromyidae. The transcript is spliced from 2 exons. The record is from RefSeq and is a predicted model, not a curated record.
AUAUGUGCUCACUGGGUUUUGUUUCCUAAGGUCCAGAAAUGCCCUUGGUAUGUCUGACCGACUUCCAAGCACAAGCUCGAGAGCGGCUGCCUAAGGCAUCAUGGGAUUUUAUUGAAGGAGCUGCGGAUGAAGGCAUCACCAUGCGCGACAACAUGGCAGCAUUUAAAAAAAUCCGCCUCCGUCCCCGCUACCUGAAAGAUGUGUCCCAGGUGGACACCGGGACCACCAUCCAGGGGGAAGCCAUCAGUGCUCCCAUUUGCAUCGCACCCACAGCUUUGCACUGCAUUGCCUGGCCUGAUGGAGAAAUGAGCACAGCCAGAGGUAUGACCCAACAGGCAGCCGGGAAUGCCCGAGGGUGUGGGGGAUCCCCCUCUGGCAGUGGCUAAAAAGCUCCAGAACAUCUCACUCAAGGGCCUCAGGGAAACAAUGUGAUUGG